AUGCCCAAAGUUACACCCAUUCCGAACGCACCUGCUGGUCUGGAGCUAGAGAUGAUUGCCGCAACAAAGCCACGACUGAUGUUUCCAUCAUCUUCCGCCCGAGUUUAUGAUCUUAAACCGUCAUCCGAAUACAGAAUUUAUCUGAGACUGGAUCGAUCGAGCUGUCGGUAUCAGCUGAAAGAACAACACUGGGUAUCGGAUCGAAUUCCUCAGCCAAAAGAGGCUGACGAAGGUAGAAUGAUCUUGAGUAAAUAUGGACAGCAGAAGGGAGAAUUCUUCAACGUAAAUGGAGUUUCAUUCGAAAAUGUUCGUUUAUCUUUUAACAAGAAACAAACGAAAAGUACGACGGAUACGAUUUACGUCCGAAAAUUCUUCAAGUACACCCAAACUAUCAUCGUGGAUGAACUUAUUCCAGGAGUAGGAAACCGACGGUUUCAGAUGUAUGAAGGUCAAGGUGGCAAAGAAUUUGUCGUAGUCAGUCAUUUCGAGAGUUCCCGUAUGAGCCAGUACUACGCAAUUGGGUUUGAAAACAUCCGUCGGUUCGGAAAGAAGAAGCAGAAAGUUGUGAAGAACACUCACACUUAUUCACCUGUUAUCCUGAUGAAUCAUCCAGCUGUCAGCGCGAAGAUCUGUUGUGAUUUCCGAUAUGAGGAUCCUGAUGACAUGCAACCAUUCACGUUACCAAGCGGCGAGACUCUCGUUCGGAAGUACGGAAGGUCCUAUUUCUACCCCGCUCCGCAGUCCAUCAGUUUGGCUGGUGUAUAG
This is a messenger RNA of Caenorhabditis remanei, 765 nucleotides long. RefSeq lists its product as uncharacterized. Gene Ontology annotation, cellular component: nucleus. The record is from RefSeq and is a predicted model, not a curated record. The transcript has 3 exons. Gene Ontology annotation, biological process: positive regulation of DNA-templated transcription. Lineage: Eukaryota; Metazoa; Nematoda; Chromadorea; Rhabditida; Rhabditidae. Gene Ontology annotation, molecular function: DNA-binding transcription factor activity. The coding region runs from base 1 to 765 and encodes 254 amino acids.